This is a messenger RNA of Sinocyclocheilus anshuiensis, 1017 nucleotides long. RefSeq names its product intestinal mucin-like protein. The transcript has 8 exons. The record is from RefSeq and is a predicted model, not a curated record. Bases 9 to 872 code for a protein of 287 amino acids. NCBI's taxonomy places the organism in Eukaryota, Metazoa, Chordata, Actinopteri, Cypriniformes, Cyprinidae.
AUGUCAACAUGUGCCCACCUAUGGAUACAAAGUGUGCAGUCGGAUAUGCACCAGUCCUGGAAGUGCCUGAUGGAAAAUGCUGUCCAAUAAUCAAAUGCGAGCCAAAGAAAGUGUGCGUCCACAAAAAUGUGGAGUAUGAGCCUGGUACCGACAUCCACGUUGUUGACUGUCAGGAAUGCAGCUGUACGUGGGACAUGGAUCCUAAAACGCAGUUCUUCCUGAUCAAAUGUGAACUUGUGCAGUGCAAUAAGAAAUGUGAUCCUGGUUAUGAAUAUGAUGAUACAAACUUUGACGACUGCUGUGGAAAGUGUGUGCAAACUCACUGCAUUGUCAAUGUCAAUGGCGUCGAUCAUAUACUGAAGGAAGGAGAGACUUUGCCCUCUGCAAAUCAGGGCUGUGAUAGAAUCACGUGUACUAAAGUUAAUGGACAGUUCAUCACCAACAAAUACACAGUCCAGUGUCCUCCUUUCAACAUUUCCAACUGCCAGCCUGGCACCGUUCAGCUGUCAUCUGAUGGCUGCUGCAAAGUUUGUUCGGACCAAAUGAAGGGAUGUCAAGUACAGACCGUUCUCGAUUACAUAAAUCACAACGACUGUCAGUCAGAGAAGAGAAUGGACCUGACAUUUUGUGGUGGAGACUGUGCUAGUUUUAGCAGGUACACUGAACCUGGAUUGUCCUCUUGUACCUGUUGCCAGGUCACUCGCGCAAGCAAUCGCACAGUGAAUCUUAGUUGCAUAAAUGGAGACGUAGUGGCCUACGCGUACAUCCAUGUUGAGGAGUGCGCCUGUAGCAGAACUAACUGUCAUAAAGCGGGAGUGGGCCACACACUCAUUGAAGACAGCCAAAGAAAACGCAGCUUAGGACUUCCGUGAGCAGCAGCAGUAAAUCAUCCACACGAAGUCACUGAAAUAUGAAUUCUGUGAAAAACCUUGUUUGGAAAUUAAUUUAAAUUACACAUGCUUUGUUUAACAUCUCUAAAACUUUAUCUAUAGGUCUCUUUUUUUCUUUUCUUAAAAA